Molecule: messenger RNA, 1453 nt
Organism: Bufo gargarizans (Asiatic toad)
Lineage: Eukaryota; Metazoa; Chordata; Amphibia; Anura; Bufonidae
Gene: TMEM144
Product: transmembrane protein 144
Exons: 12
Coding region: 154-1230 (358 amino acids)
Biological process (GO): carbohydrate transmembrane transport
Cellular component (GO): membrane
Molecular function (GO): carbohydrate transmembrane transporter activity
Source: RefSeq, a predicted model, not a curated record
GUGAGAACAAUGCACAGCCGGACUUCUCGGUCACGUGAUGAGGAAGAAAGUCACCUGACCUGUUCUAGUCUGCAUCAGGAAACAAGUCCAUAGCAGUGCUGGAGGGAGAGCAGCAGAGCCGGAUCCAGAGAGAGAUCCCGAAGAAACCAAGCUAUGGAGGACUGGAUGACUGACAAUAACCAUACUGCCAAUAGUAACAGCUCUAAUUUAGCACUUGGCUUCGCAUCCUCCGUUAUAUCGGUCGUCUUGUUCGGUUCUAACUUUGUCCCUAUAAAGAAGUUUGACACUGGAGAUGGCAUGUUCUUCCAGUGGAUUCUCUGCGCAUCAAUAUGGAUCGUGUCUUUAGUGGUCAAUAUCGUUCUUCGCUCUCCUAAAUUCUGGCCUGUUGCAAUGGUUGGAGGCUUUGUUUGGGCUACAGGUAAUAUUACAGUCGUUCCAAUUGUAAAGACAAUUGGACUAGGUUUGGGCCUUCUCCUUUGGGCGUCUUCAAAUCUUCUUACUGGAUGGGCAAGUUCCAGGUUUGGAAUGUUUGGAAUAAACCCAGAAGAAGUUGAAAGGCCGUAUCUAAACUAUGCAGGGGCAGGCCUAUCAGCUUUGAGUGCAAUUAUUUUUCUGUUUGUGAAAACUGAAGUUAAAAGUGUUACCUCAGAGUCAGAAACAACCCCACUUCUCAGGAAUAGUAUUAACACCCAGGAACCCGCUGGUAUAGAUGAAUCCUGGGUAGACAAAUUAUCACCUUUGCAAAAGCGAAUAAUAGGCUCGGUACUGGCUGUAGGAGCAGGAGUUCUCUAUGGAUCCAGCUUUGUUCCAGUUCUUUACAUUAAAGACCACAGUACGAACAAUGAGAGCAUAUAUGCGGGAUCCAGUCAGUUUGAUCUUGAUUAUGUGUUUGCACACUUCAGUGGAAUAUUCCUCACAAGUACUGUUUACUUCCUUAUUUACUGUGCUGUAAUGAAGAACCAGCCUAAAGUCUAUCCAAAAGCAAUACUGCCUGGAUUUAUCUCUGGCAUCCUUUGGGCAAUCGCAACUUGCUGCUGGUUCCUGGCUAAUAACUAUCUAAGCGCCGUGGUCAGCUUCCCCAUAAUAACCGCGGGCCCUGGAUUGAUUGCUGCACUUUGGGGAGUUUUAGUCUUUAAAGAAAUAAGGGGAAUGAGGAACUACCUGUUGCUGAUACUGGCAUUUUGUAUUGUCCUAACAGGUUCUCUUCUAACAGCUUUUUCUAAGACAUGAUUUGGCCACAAGGUGGUGCUGCACAUGUGUUUUUGAUAAACAUUCAUUCUUAUAAAACUAUAUGUUUGGGUCUUAAUUUUUACUUGGCAGAAAACAAAUUAUUCUGUUACGUUGUCUGGAUGAAUAGCUGCAGCAGGUCAAAGGUGAUGUGGGUACAAUUCACACUCAGUUCAAUGCAUUUUGGUAGACUGCGCGUGUUUCAGGUAACCACCCCAGAAUCAGA